GUUGUGGUUGUGGGACGCGUGCCGGGUCCAAAAAAGGCCAGACUGAGAUAGAUAGAGUUGAGAAUUACGUGAUGUUACCUGUUAUGACGCGCGCUUGGACCCUGGCUGUAUAUAAAUUACCUUCACUUGGAUACGCCAUAGUACUUCCUCCGACUUCAGUAAAUUUCGUGUCUUGUGCAAUAUUAUCAUGGCCACUUCCAACUCCUUGGUGAAUUCAGAUGACACCUUCGAUGAAAACUAUUCGGUAUCCCCUCCUCGCUCUUCAUCGCCUUUACCACCGUCGGUUUUCCCUCUUUAAUUUUGUUAUUUUCUUCUGUGCUUAGUACCCGUAAAGAUCAUCUAGUAUGCCCAGAACUGGCUUUAGCGAAUCGCCCAAUGCACGAUCCAAGUCUAUCACGACGGCUGACCUCGACACAUACGGAAUUCUAAACCGCCACGCAGCAAAGAACAUUUGGUACCAAGUCGGGGUCUCUGAGAACAAGGGUACUCGACGGACGAUGGAGGACGCACAUUCAUUCGUGACAGACUUUGACAACAUCCGUGGUCAAGGCUUCUUCGCUAUCUUUGACGGUCACGCAGGGAAACACGCUGCAGAGUGGUGCGGAAAUCAUUUUCAUGAGUAUCUUCUUGACAGCCUGCGCUCUGCUCCAGAAAUGGCCGUUCCGGAUCUCCUCAAUAGGACUUUCCACGAAGUCGAUGCAAGUUUGUCACAAAUGUGUGAAGAAUCAGACGGCAAAAUCCACUCGGGAUGUACAGCUGUGACUGCUUUCCUGAGAAUCGAGGACGCUGAUGGUCAUCAGUCUUUCCUUGAUCUCGCUCAAUCUCAAUCUCCGUAUCCGGAGUCUCCGGUAGCCACCAAGGUCCAAGAAAGUGACGAGCCACCCAGCCCGCAUGGGAGCAGUGGCGAAAGCGUUUCAGGAGAUGAAGUGACCAAGCCCAAGAAGAAGUCCCUAAGCGAUCCUAUCAAGAAAGCGCUCAGAAGUUUGGGAGGCGGUUCCAUAUCCGGAGCGAUCUCUCCUGCAAGAAAAACACAGUCCCCAACUCCCUCCUCGCCCAAGGAAUCCAAGGAGAAGAAAGCCGUUCGUAUCCCGCCAGAGAGUUCGCGGCGCGUGUUAUAUUGUGCCAAUGCUGGCGACGCGCGCGGUGUCUUAUGUCGCGCAGGAAAAGCAGUUAGAUUGACAUACGACCAUAAAGGGUCAGACAAACAGGAAGCGAAGCGUAUCACAGAUGCCGGUGGGUUUGUUAUGGGUGGUCGAGUAAAUGGGGUUUUAGCUGUUACCCGAAGUUUGGGAGACUCUUCCAUGAAAGACUUUGUUGUCGGGGCGCCUUAUACGACGGAAACCGAACUGAUUGAAGAGGAUGAAUUUCUGAUAUUGGCCUGCGAUGGUCUCUGGGAUGUUAUUGGUGAUCAAGCGGCAGUGAACCAGAUCAAAACUAUGGACGACGCCCAGUCGGCCAGUCAUCAUCUGCUACGAUACGCAUUGAAUAACCACACGACGGAUAAUGUGACUGUCGUAGUAGUGCGGUUCAAGAACAACAACAACCAGUAACCAUGAGUUGUUAUAAUAUGCCGAGUCUCUUUUCUUUUGAAAUCAUGCCUUUCUCCUCUUCUUUUGGGGUCAAAGCUUUGUCGGUCAUUCAAUUUUCAGUGGGCAGUCUUGGUUUUUUCAGAAGGCACUUUCCAAAACCUGUAGCUCUUAGUUUUAUUAUUCCCCACUGUUUGCACACGUCCUGUAUUUUGAUACAGUUA
Molecule: messenger RNA, 1750 nt
Organism: Lentinula edodes (shiitake mushroom)
Lineage: Eukaryota; Fungi; Basidiomycota; Agaricomycetes; Agaricales; Omphalotaceae
Product: phosphatase 2C-like domain-containing protein
Exons: 5
Coding region: 345-1550 (401 amino acids)
Biological process (GO): protein dephosphorylation
Molecular function (GO): cation binding; protein serine/threonine phosphatase activity
Source: RefSeq, a predicted model, not a curated record